Gaeumannomyces tritici R3-111a-1 is the source of this 1494-nucleotide messenger RNA. RefSeq lists its product as hypothetical. The transcript is spliced from 6 exons. The record is from RefSeq and is a predicted model, not a curated record. The coding region runs from base 82 to 1494 and encodes 470 amino acids. Lineage: Eukaryota; Fungi; Ascomycota; Sordariomycetes; Magnaporthales; Magnaporthaceae.
UUCCCGCUCUCUGGUCUUACAUUCUUUCUUCGUCGCCCCUCAUUAGCUCACCUUUUUACGCAUUGUCGCUCACCAUUCGCCAUGGCUGGCACCAGUCGAAAGCUGCCGGGCCUGAUUUACGAGAGCUACGAGGUCGUUGGGGUUUGGCGCUGCAACUUAUGUGCUACUCUUAACGAGCAGAAGCGGCUCGCUGAAGAGCUGUCUGCUAAGCACGCUGUAUGCGGUAGCUUCCAGUACGGUACACGUACAGUUCCACUGCGGACUCUUUCCACCUCUCUCACCCACCUUCAUAGAUAUGUUCGGCUUAUCGUACACUGCAUCAGCCACUGGAAUUACAAAUCUUAUCCCAUUCCUAGCAAACCAAAGUACACGGAACAGGAUGUUACGGUUGUUAUACCCACCAUUCACCAUAAUUUCGAGGAGCUCCGCCCUUCGCUGAAAAGCAUCCUUGCGACAAACCCGCAUGAGCUGAUCAUUGUUACGACCACCAAUAAAUUCGACGCCCUAACGAGGCUCGCGGAGGCCCUAAACCCCAGGAUCCGCACCUUCUGCAUCCCCGUGGCCAAUAAGCGCCGGCAGGUUUGCGAAGCGUUGCCCUAUAUUACGACUCGGAUCACCAUUAUGGCGGACGACGACGUGACGUGGCCCAAAACGCUCAUGCCCUGGAUUUUGGCGCCGUUCGAGAACGAACAGAUUGGGGGCGUGGGUACGUGCCAGAGGGUCAGGCGCGAAACGGGCGGGUCGAUCCUGCGGCGCGCGAGCAACUGGCUCGGGGCGUGCUACAUCGAGCGGCGCAACUUUGAGAUCUCGGCGACACACAAUAUCGACGGCGGUACGUCGUGCAUAUCGGGCCGCACCGGGGCGUACCGGACGCACAUUUUCCAGGACGAAAAGUUCCAGCAUUCGUUUAAAACGGAUCGGUGGCGCAACUUCAUCCUCAACGCCGACGACGACAAUUUUGUAACGCGUUGGCUCGUAAGCUACCGGUGGAAAACAUGGAUCCAGUACGAGCACGAAUGCGAGAUUGAAACGACCCUAGAAUACGGCCUCAAAUUUUUAUACCAGUGCUCGCGACAACAGCCCUGGUCGACGUACGCGCUUCACAUCGCCACCUUUACGUCUUUGGCCUUCGUUUUCGACCCGCUGAUCCUGGCCUCGCUAUGGUGGGGCACGGCCGACUGGGAUAAUAUGAACCGAUGCUAUGCGUUUGGCGCCAUGCUGGUUUUUUUCGCCUUUACCAAGGUUGUUAAGCUCAUGGGCCUUUUUAAGCGCAACCCCAAGGACCUCGUGUUCCUGCCACUCUCAAUCGCCUUUGGCUACUUCCACGGCUUGAUCAAGCUCCACGCCCUAUUCACUUUGAACGUGACCACGUGGGGCAGCCGCGAAAACGCUGAUGACAACGACAACCUGCGUUUGGCGCCUAUCCCAGGCGUGGCCUCGACGGACGAUGUGCCCUCCACUCGCGGCGGUGCUCAACUUGCAGUCCUGCAGUGA